Messenger RNA from Caenorhabditis elegans, 2567 nucleotides. It is a transcript of the gene rad-54.B, whose product is annotated as DNA repair and recombination protein RAD54-like. Bases 1 to 2502 code for a protein of 833 amino acids. The record is from RefSeq and is marked reviewed. NCBI's taxonomy places the organism in Eukaryota, Metazoa, Nematoda, Chromadorea, Rhabditida, Rhabditidae. The transcript has 9 exons.
AUGUCCCGAGUGGUUCUCAACGUGGAUAGUUAUGAGGGAAAUGACACCCCGAGCGCCGAAAUCGCCCGUUUUGUCGUUCUCUAUGGAAAAGCUUCGACUCGAAAACACAAAAUUUGGGAAGGAGACGGUCUUCUCGUGUGUUUCACAGAUUCGUGUCUCCUGAAGUCGGAAGAUGAGCGUGACGUCAUUUGCAGAUCCUCAGCGCUAAAAGGCCUGGACCAGCUUGAAGACGGCCGAAUCAUCAAUAUCGGAUCCUGGAGCGUCGAGAUUCAGGAGAGAAUUGCUACUGGGCCUCCCCAGAAGCCCAUUUCGGCCCAAAAGCCCGAAAUCCAGAGCCCAAUGCCUCCAAUGACGCCUGGAAACUCGGAAAACGUGGAAAAUCGCAAGCGCGGCGGCUUUUCAAGCCCGUUUUUAGGCAUUGAGCUCCCAAAACCUCUCUCAAAACGAUCCGCCACCUUCGUACCGCCGCUUAUUGGCUCCGAGAGCUCCUCCUCCGGCGGCUCCAGCUCCUCCACAAUUCAGGAGAAAAUCCCUCCAUUUAUACUCAACGAACAGGAUAUUCUCGAUCGAAAAACCACGUCAGCAGUCACUGUGGACACGAGAUUCGCGAGACAUCUCCGACCUCAUCAGAAAUCUGGAAUUCAAUUUAUUUUCGAUCGGCUUAGGCGAGGCUCCGGGAAAAACGGUGGUGGUGGCGGAGCAAUUCUCGCCGACGAUAUGGGACUCGGAAAGAGUUUACAGACGAUGGCUGCCACGUGGGCUUUGUUGAAAGGCUCAAAAACCGCCCAACAACUCGCCAAUUCGUGUCUAAUCAUCGUUCCAUCGUCUCUCGUCAACAAUUGGAAGGCAGAAUUCGAUAAAUGGUGGCGUCUAAUGAGAUUUCCCGCAGUAAUUGCUCUCACCGCCAACGAUAUCACCACUUAUCAAUCGACAAUCAAGCUGAUGCCCUAUCUUGUGAUCAGUUAUGAUUUGGCUCAACGCCACGUGGAAAAACUGAAAAUUAUUCGAUUCGACGUGAUGGUUUGCGAUGAGGGGCAUAAACUCAAGAAUUUGGAUGGAAAAUUGCGGAAAACUCUUCUCUCACUGGAAAUUCCGCGGCGCCUAAUUCUAACAGGAACUCCAAUGCAAAACGAUUUCGAAGAAUUCUACUCGCUUCUGGAUUUCGUGAGACCUUCCGUAUUCGGUUCGAUUGUCGAAUUUCGAAAAAUGUGCUCAGAUCGGCCGGAGCAGCUCAAUGAGCUCAUCGAUGAGUGCAUGUUGAGACGAACGGCUGCCGAUGUUGAUUUGAAACAUCUUCCUGAAAAACACGAAUACAUCCUCUUCUGCGCCGCCUCGCCAAUCCAAAAACAUGUUCAUUCUGAAAUCUGCGACUACAUGACAGGCGAUGCUCUCUCGUUGAUCUUCUUUGCCCGCCAACUCGCCAAUCAUCCGAAGCUUCUUCUCGACAAUCUCCGUGAAAAAACCGAAAAAUCUAAGGCUCACAAGCAUUCGCCGCUGCUCCUCGCGUUCGAUGGAGCACACAUGCCACGUGGCGGAGUUAAAGAAUCGGGAAAGCUGACGGCGUUGGUGGAUAUGAUAAAAUGUUUCCGGCUUCUGCAGGAAUGUACAGUUAUUGUGUCGAAUUAUAUAGAAACAUUGGAUAUGAUUCAACAACUUUGUGAAUAUUUAAACUUUAAAGUUCUUCGAUUGGAUGGGAAGACACAGGUCCCGGAUCGCCAGAAACUCGUGAGAACAUUCAAUGAUCAUCGCGACCCAUCGAACAUCUUCCUGCUCAGCACAAAAGCCGGCGGCGUCGGGCUCAAUCUUAUCGGAGCAUCUCGGCUUGUGCUCUUCGACUCGGACUGGAAUCCGGCUAACGAUCAGCAGGCUAUGGCAAGAAUCUGGCGGGAUGGACAAGUUCGGCCAUGCCACAUUUAUCGAUUGAUUACCACGGGCACAAUCGAGGAAAAGAUGCUCCAACGACAAAUCAAAAAGACCGGUCUGGGAUGUGUGAUCGACGCGAUCGAGGUCGGCGACACGAUUGCCACGUUCACCGACGAGGAUUUGAAGGAUAUUUUCACUUUUACUGGCUCGGCGACCGAAUGUAAUACUCAUGAUCUUUGCGAGUGCCCGUGUGAUGGUUGUGGAAUGCUUGAGAAUGAGAUGGACGAGGAAGACGAUGGGGAUGACGUGGUGGAAAAUGAUGCGGAAAAAAUCGAUAAAUCUGGAAAAAUCGAUAAAAUCGAUAGCGACGACGAUGAGGAAGCCGAUGAUGAGGAGCUCGAGGCGGAUGUGACCGAUGAAGUUGUGGAGGAUAGUCAGGAGCCCCCCGAGGCCACAAAACCCGCCGUCGCCGCCGCCGGCCUCCGCACGAUCGCCUCGCUGGCCGAACUGUCCCGUUGGCGCCACUUUUCGCCACGUCACGCCGACACGUGGCAUCAUUUCAUGACGAAUGCCGGGUUGUCGCAGGUGGAUACGGAUGUGGAGCUGACUUUUGCGUUUUAUCAAGAAUCUCAAUAUUGAUAUUGAUCUGUUGAAUUUGUUUUUUUUUAAUUUGAAUUUACAAUUAAAUGAAUCCCCUUUUUUAU